AUGGCUUCCGUCGACUCCCAACUCAAGGACGUCGUCAUCCUCGGCACCGUCAACGCCGACGCCCGCAAGAUCCUCACCAAAGACGCCUGCGCCUUUCUGGCCAUCCUGCACCGCACCUUCAAUCCCACUCGCAAGGCUCUCCUGCAGCGACGCAUUGACCGUCAGGCCGAGAUUGACAAGGGCCAUUUGCCUGACUUCUUGCCCGAGACGAAGCACAUCCGGGAGAACGAUGCCUGGAAGGGUGCCCCCCCGGCCCCGGGGCUGGUCGAUCGCCGAGUCGAGAUCACAGGCCCGACGGACCGGAAGAUGGUGGUGAAUGCGUUGAACUCGGAUGUGUGGACCUACAUGGCUGAUUUCGAGGAUUCGAGCGCCCCCACCUGGGAAAACAUGAUUAACGGGCAAGUGAACCUGUACGACGCCAUCCGGCGCCAAGUGGACUUUAAGCAAGGCAACAAAGAAUACAAGCUGCGGACGGACCGCACGCUACCCACGCUCAUCGCGCGGGCUCGCGGCUGGCACCUCGACGAGAAACACUUCACCGUCGACGGGACCCCCAUCUCGGGCGGCCUGUUCGACUUCGGUCUGUACUUCUACCACAACGCGAAGGAACUCGUGGCGCGGGGCUUCGGACCCUACUUCUACCUGCCCAAGAUGGAAUCACACCUCGAAGCCAGACUAUGGAACGACGUCUUCAACCUAGCGCAGGAUUACAUCGGUCUGCCGCGGGGGACGAUCCGCGGGACAGUCCUCAUCGAGACGAUCACGGCGGCGUUUGAAAUGGAUGAGAUCAUCUAUGAGCUGCGCGAACAUAGCUCGGGUUUGAACUGUGGGCGCUGGGAUUACAUCUUUUCGUUUAUUAAGAAGUUUCGCAAACAUAGUGGCUUUGUUUUGCCCGAUCGGUCGGAUGUUACCAUGACGGUGCCGUUCAUGGAUGCGUAUGUCAAGUUGUUGAUCAAGACGUGUCAUCGCAGAGGCGUGCAUGCUAUGGGCGGCAUGGCCGCUCAAAUCCCAAUUAAAAACGACCCCGCCGCCAACGACAAAGCAAUGGAAAGCGUACGCGCCGACAAACUGCGCGAAGUGCGCGCCGGCCACGACGGCACCUGGGUGGCGCACCCCGCUCUGGCCUCCAUCGCCUCCGAGAUCUUCAACACGCACAUGCCGACCCCGAACCAGCUCUUCGUGCGACGCGAAGACGUCAACAUCACGGCUAACGAUCUCCUGAAUACCAACGUGCCGGGCAAGAUCACUGAGGAGGGCAUUCGCAAGAAUCUGAACAUUGGGCUCUCUUAUAUGGAGGGGUGGUUGCGUGGUGUGGGCUGUAUUCCGAUUAAUUUUUUGAUGGAAGACGCCGCCACCGCCGAAGUUUCCCGCAGUCAACUGUGGCAAUGGACGCACCACGGGAUCACGACCGCGGAAGGGAAGAAAGUCGACAAGGCGUACGCGCUUCGUCUGCUGCAAGAGCAAGCCGAUAGUUUGGCGAGCAAGGGCCCCCAGGGGAAUAAGUACCAGCUUGCGGCGAGGUAUUUUGCGGGUCAGGUGACCGGUGAGGAGUAUGCGGAUUUCUUGACCAGUUUGUUGUAUAAUGAGAUUUCGUCGGCGGGGGCGGCGGAACCGGCUGCUAAGUUGUAA
Aspergillus ibericus CBS 121593 is the source of this 1629-nucleotide messenger RNA. RefSeq names its product malate synthase. Gene Ontology annotation, cellular component: cytoplasm; peroxisomal matrix. The transcript is spliced from 4 exons. Gene Ontology annotation, molecular function: malate synthase activity. Gene Ontology annotation, biological process: glyoxylate cycle. The coding region runs from base 1 to 1629 and encodes 542 amino acids. NCBI's taxonomy places the organism in Eukaryota, Fungi, Ascomycota, Eurotiomycetes, Eurotiales, Aspergillaceae. The record is from RefSeq and is a predicted model, not a curated record.